AAGUCGCUGUCGUGUCACGUGACCGCCCUGGCUGGACGCAGCAUGGCGUGCGUGAGUGCGGAGCUCCUCCACAAACUCUACUUUAUUUGCACUUAAUUCGUCUUUAUAUUCAAUCCAACAAAGGGGACGUGAACGUACUGAAAGCUGGAAUACCGCUCGCAGCAUGGACGAAGGGAAUAAACUCCAGUUCCCGUCCCUGCCCGCCGCCAAAGAAGAGCAGCUGGACUGGGCAUAUCCAAUGAGAAGAGAGAUGCAGGAAAUCCUCCCGGGCUUGUUUCUUGGCCCCUAUUCAGCUGCUAUGAAGAGUAAGCUCUCAAUGCUGGAGAAGCAGGGGAUAACUCACAUUGUGUGUGUCAGACAAGACAUUGAGGCCAACUUUAUAAAGCCAAACUUUCCCCAUAAAUUUAGGUACCUUGUUUUAGAUAUAGCAGAUAACCCAGUGGAAAAUAUUAUAAGAUAUUUCCCAAUGACUAAAGAAUUUAUUGAUGGAUGUUUAGAGACGGGGGGAAAGGUACUUGUUCAUGGAAAUGCAGGGAUAUCAAGAAGCGCUGCCUUAGUUAUUGCCUACCUUAUGGAGACAUUUGGUGUGAAAUACAGGGAUGCGUUUAGUCAUGUACAGGAGAGACGAUUUUGCAUUAAUCCCAAUGUAGGCUUUGUUCAUCAGCUACAAGAAUAUGAAGCAAUAUAUCUGGCAAAGCUUACCAUCAAGAUGAUGUCACCCAUUCAGUUGGGCAGGUCUUUCUCCAUCCAAGCUGGGAUGCCAGGAAGUCGAAAGCGAACACUAGAAGAGGAUGAAGAUUUCGGGAGUAUGCAAGUUACAGCAGCACAAAAUUGAUAGGCUUUACU
Cyprinus carpio (common carp) is the source of this 846-nucleotide messenger RNA. Its product is annotated as serine/threonine/tyrosine-interacting protein A-like. Gene Ontology annotation, molecular function: protein tyrosine/serine/threonine phosphatase activity; F-box domain binding. The record is from RefSeq and is a predicted model, not a curated record. Gene Ontology annotation, cellular component: cytoplasm; nucleoplasm. NCBI's taxonomy places the organism in Eukaryota, Metazoa, Chordata, Actinopteri, Cypriniformes, Cyprinidae. Gene Ontology annotation, biological process: negative regulation of protein binding; regulation of ERK1 and ERK2 cascade; protein dephosphorylation.